Molecule: messenger RNA, 1993 nt
Organism: Baudoinia panamericana UAMH 10762
Lineage: Eukaryota; Fungi; Ascomycota; Dothideomycetes; Mycosphaerellales; Teratosphaeriaceae
Exons: 3
Coding region: 311-1798 (495 amino acids)
Cellular component (GO): mitochondrion
Molecular function (GO): homocitrate synthase activity
Source: RefSeq, a predicted model, not a curated record
ACGUGCCAUCACAUCCACACCUUCCCUUUUCGGCUUCCCCGCGCGAAGUCGGCGCACUUUGCGUCUGUGCCUUGCAGAAACGCUGGAAUUUUUUCGUCAUCCGCGUGAAGAAGCGGGACUUGUCUAGACCGAUGACCGGACGAAAGCUCUCCCAAGCUUGACUUCUACCAUUGACUCACUGCCGUUCACAUCUGCAUAUAUUCUUGACUGGCCACGACUCGAAGUCCUCCAGUUGGCGUACACAUCAGCAUCCCGGACCAGUCACUGCAAGCCGAAGAGAUCAAUUUGCUGUUAGUGGUUUACGGCGAAGAUGUGCCCGGUGCCAGACGGUGAGGCCAAUGGUCACACCAAUGGUGCGAACGGGCAUACGAACGGUGUCUCAAAUGGGACGUCCAAUGGUGACCACAGCGGAUACAGAGCAAUAGAGACACAUCAAGCGUCCCGGCCACAAGCAAGCAACCCAUACGCUCCGGUGCAAGACUACCUCAGCAAUGUGUCCAACUUUAAGAUCAUCGAGUCAACGCUGCGAGAAGGCGAACAAUUCGCGAACGCCUUCUUCGACACCGAAACCAAGAUGAAGAUCGCACGUGCAUUGGAUGAGUUUGGCGUGGACUACAUUGAGCUCACCUCUCCGGCCGCAUCAGAACAGUCGCGCAAGGACUGCGAGGCCAUCGCUAAAAUGGGUUUGAAGGCAAAGACGCUUACGCACGUGCGAUGUAACAUGGAGGAUGCCAAGAUGGCUGUCGCGACGGGUGUCGAUGGUGUAGACGUUGUGAUCGGAACCUCAAGUCACUUGAUGGAGCACAGCCACGGCAAGGACAUGACCUACAUCAAGGAGACUGCACUGGAAGUGAUAGAGUACGUAAAGAGCCAAGGCAAGGAGAUCCGUUUUAGCUCGGAGGACAGCUUCCGGAGUAACCUGGUGGACCUGCUGUCGAUAUACAGCGCCGUGGACAAGAUUGGCGUGAAUCGGGUAGGCAUUGCGGACACAGUUGGCUGCGCCACGCCAAGGCAAGUAUACGACCUUGUCCGAACGCUCCGCGGCGUGGUGAGCUGCGACAUCGAGACUCACUUCCACAAUGACACCGGCUGCGCCAUCGCAAACGCAUAUUGCGCUCUGGAAGCAGGCGCGACCCACAUUGACACUUCCGUAAUUGGCAUCGGCGAGCGCAACGGUAUAACACCCCUAGGUGGCCUCAUGGCUCGCAUGAUCGUCGCCGAUCGCGACUAUGUCAAGUCCAAGUACCGUCUGGAGAAGCUCAAGGAGAUUGAAGACUUGGUCGCCGAAGCCGUCGAGGUCAACGUACCCUUCAACAACCCCAUCACCGGAUUCUGUGCUUUCACGCACAAGGCCGGUAUCCAUGCCAAGGCCAUCCUAAACAACCCAAGCACGUACGAGAUUAUCACACCAAGCGACUUCGGCAUGAGCCGAUAUGUCCACUUCGCCUCGCGACUAACAGGCUGGAACGCCAUCAAGUCCCGAGCCGAGCAGCUGGGUCUUAAUAUGACUGAUGCUCAGAUCAAGGCCGUGACGGUCAAGAUCAAGGCCAUGGCCGAUGUACGACCCCUCGCCAUUGACGACGCUGAUAGCAUCAUCCGGAACUUCCACUUUAACCUGAGCGCAGAGAAGGAGCGACCAUUAUUACAGCUGACGCAGGAGGAGAAGAAGGCGUUUGCAAAGAAGGAGAUGGAGUUGAACGCGGUGAGCGAGAAGAGGGAGUUGGAUGAGGAGGCCGAGGCGGAUGCUGAAGUGGAGAAGCCGGCUGUUAAGAAGGGUCGAAUUGCUGCUGCUUCAUAGCGCGCCUCAAGUCGUUCUUGCUCACCAGUCUCCGGCGUAAUGGCGUGGUGGUGCCGUUGAAGGAAUUUGCGGGUUUGGUAGGCACCUUGUGCGCUUCCUAACAAAAGCGACGCAAGCAAUGUGAAGCUUGCACGGGGGCAGUAUGCUUUGCUACCAUUUGUAAGUCGACGUGCAAAGCGCAGCCCCAUUGGCCAC